Zingiber officinale is the source of this 1340-nucleotide messenger RNA. Its product is annotated as polyadenylate-binding protein-interacting protein 11-like. NCBI's taxonomy places the organism in Eukaryota, Viridiplantae, Streptophyta, Magnoliopsida, Zingiberales, Zingiberaceae. The record is from RefSeq and is a predicted model, not a curated record. The transcript has 10 exons. Gene Ontology annotation, molecular function: RNA binding. The coding region runs from base 195 to 1136 and encodes 313 amino acids.
CUGGCGCGAGAGUAAUCACCUCGGAGAGAGAGAGAGAGAGAGAGAGAGGCUGUCAGACGUGGGUAAAAAAAUCUCGCUUUUUGCUCUAUUUUUGAUCGGAUUCGUUGCUUUCUCGACUUGAUCGAUUCGGUCGUGUACUCUGAGCUUCAUCGGUGCUCUGGUCGGAGAUCGCUGUGGGCGUUCGAGAUAAAUUAAUGGCUGCGGUGGUGGAGAAGAUUAAUGGCAUCGGGUCGGACGACCAGCUCCUCUGCAGCCAUCCGCCGGCGGAAACCGACGCUGGUGCUGAGUACCAUGGCGACGUGCGGAGGCUGGUGGAUCUCUUCUCCAAGUUAAACCCGGCCGCCAAAGAGUUCUUCCCUGCCGCGGCCUUCUCCGACGUCGCCGUUGAGAGGAAAUCUGAGAACCGGCUUUUCGCCGGUGGGUUUUAUAGCAAUAGUUGUAGAGGUUCGAGCAGCGACGGGUUGUUGUAUAACCAUCUGAAUCGUACGAAGAAAGCUGGUAAUAGUCAGGUGCAACAGAGGAUUAACAACAGAGUUAAGAGAACUGAGAGACACGAAAGUGUUAAACGAACUGUAUAUGUAUCUGACGUUGAUCGACAUGUGACUGAAGAAAGACUUGCCGAGAUAUUUUCUACUUGUGGACAAGUAGUUGAUUGCCGAAUUUGUGGUGAUCCUCACUCAGUGCUACGGUUUGCGUUUAUUGAAUUCUCAGAUGAGGAAGGUGCAAGGACAGCUCUAAAUUUUGGUGGGACAGUUCUUGGUUACUACCCUGUCAAAGUGUUUCCUUCGAAGACUGCAAUUUUGCCUGUAAAUCCCAAUUUUCUUCCUAGGACUAAGGAUGAAAGGGACAUGGUCAUAAGGACAAUUUAUUGCACAAACAUCGAUAGAAAGAUGAUGCAGACAGAUGUCAAAGCUUUUUUUGAGCAACUCUGUGGCCAGGUUUCUCGUUUGAGAAUUCUUGGUGACAACAAGCACUCAACACGCAUUGCAUUUGUAGAAUUUGUGCAGGCAGAAAGUGCAAUCUUAGCUCUCAACUACAGUGGCAUGGUUUUGGGAUCCCUACCCAUUAGGGUGAGCCCUUCGAAAACUCCUGUGCGACCGCCGCGCAUGCCUUUGAACUCUGCCCAUGGCAACUGAAUUCAGAAUACCCAAAUCCUCAGCUGGGUUCCCAUGCCACCCUAAUGAGACUUCAGUUUAGGACCACCCAUGUGUUUCAUCUAUGUAUUCGUGUAAGUUGAAUUAGUGAAAUAAACGAGGUAGGAAGUAAGCGGUGUUGUUGGCUGAAUCGUAGUUAUCCAACUAGUAACUUUAACUGAACUAAUCAAGACCACAUGUGCUCAA